AUGUAUGAGUCUGAUUUAGUUCUUAAUUAUAUAUUCAUUCCUUUGGAGAAUGUUCUGAACAAGUUCUUAUUUGGCAAAUUUCAUUUACAUGGACCAGAACAUCCAACGCAGUGCUCUUAUGAACGUAAAAAACUAUAUCAUCGUCCUCCUUUUACUGAAUGGCCAAAGAAUCUAAAAGAAGCAGUGAAUUUAUUUGAGAAACCUGAAGACGAACAUUUUGAUAUUAACGAUUCCGUUCAAGAAACAGUGGUUAUUAUUCAGAAUAUAAAAUUAUACCUUCUUAUUUGUGAAGCAAAACGUCUGAAUAUGCCUUCGCGUGGAGAUUAUAAUAAACUAUGCAGAAUGCUUAAUGAUGCUGCAAAUAGCUUUAUUUUAUACUGGGUCUCAAAAUGCAAAAUGGUUACCAAUGAAUUAAAAAAGUUGUUUUCUAAGAUGCGAUGGAUCGGAUUAUUUUCAUCUGAUGGAAAGCUUGAUUUUAUGAUAUACCAAAUAUCUGAAGAAACCAAUUUACAUUUCAUUACAUAUCAAAGUUCUUAUCCCAUUUCGAUUCCAAUCACACAUAGAAAUCAUGAUAUGGCAAGCGCAUUAGAGAUAUUUUUACAGAUUGAGGACAUUUUUCAAAUGAACUUGAAAGUGAUUGGAGAAAUUCAUAAGAUAGCAGGUCAAAUAAAUAUAGAUGAGCUCAAGAAUAUCUAA
Cetraspora pellucida is the source of this 696-nucleotide messenger RNA. NCBI's taxonomy places the organism in Eukaryota, Fungi, Glomeromycota, Glomeromycetes, Diversisporales, Gigasporaceae. The record is from the annotation of a GenBank genome assembly.